CCUGUAUAAGCCUCAUGCUCGGAAGACCACGGGCACAAUGCUCCCUCCUCCGAUCAACCCCACCAGUGUCAUCCAAAUCGCGGCCCUAUGGAAUUGGCACCGACAGCAGCAAAGACUCGAUGAGCAAAUUUACAUCCGAGCCGAACGGGUGGCAUUUGUCCGUCCUGUCCGCUGGGAGCCAUGGAACGACGACCGACUGCCUGAAGUACGAUUCAUGGAGUACUUCAGAUUGUCACGGGCCGAUUUCGCUUGGCUGUGCGACGAGUUGCGUGGAGCUUUGGAGCAAGAUCCCCUCCGCCGGGGGGUAAAGAGGCACGAGUAUGGGAUACGAGUAUGGAAAGCUAAGAGAUCUUAG
This is a messenger RNA of Puccinia graminis f. sp. tritici CRL 75-36-700-3, 355 nucleotides long. RefSeq lists its product as uncharacterized. The record is from RefSeq and is a predicted model, not a curated record. Lineage: Eukaryota; Fungi; Basidiomycota; Pucciniomycetes; Pucciniales; Pucciniaceae. The transcript has a single exon. The coding region runs from base 38 to 355 and encodes 105 amino acids.